Molecule: messenger RNA, 4027 nt
Organism: Wyeomyia smithii (pitcher-plant mosquito)
Lineage: Eukaryota; Metazoa; Arthropoda; Insecta; Diptera; Culicidae
Exons: 7
Coding region: 1496-2956 (486 amino acids)
Source: RefSeq, a predicted model, not a curated record
GUGAACUCGACAAACGUCAGACAGAAUAAAAAAUAAUCACAUCAAUGUUACGUGAAAUCUCAGUAAAUUGAAUGUUCAUAUCCCCUAAAUCUUAUAUGUUUAUCACAUGCUGUGUACGUGAUGUCGACAAACGUCAGGCAAAGAAAAAAAGUUACGUGAAUUUCAGGUGAGAAAAUUUCAAAAUUCAAAAUGGCGAAGCAACUGACUGACUACAAUCCCGAACAGGAUACCAGUGUCAUUGCCAUUGAAGCAUCCGACGAGAACAUAUUGGUGGAAUACCUCAAUUACAGCCAAGAACCGAGCGAAGAAUUUCCGGCAGAGCCCACUGAAGUGCUCGAAAAAACAUUUCAAGGCUUCACUCCAUAUAAAUUAUUGGAAAUUCUAAAGCGGACCGAAACAAAAAUAUUUUACGCAGAGCUAAACAUACAGAAUUGUCAGAGGCGUCACAAUUAAAGUUAGCUGAAAUAGUAGCGAAGCAUCAUAUAUCUCUAGGAAAGAAGACGACAGCGGAGGAUUUGGAAAAAUACAGUCUGGCCAUCGUUACGCUCUUCAAACUAGAAAGAAAGGAGAACUACUAUAUCCCACGCGGUGGUGACCGGAAGAAUCCCGGUGGCAAAAUUGCCAAUAAAAUUGGCAAUUUAAAGCAGAGCAAAAGAAGAAGUGAUUUAAGGGAAGAAGAGCACGUAAAGAAAAUAAAACAAAAUCGUGUUGUUGACGACAUACCGGAUACAGAGGCUACAGUGUGGCUCAGCCUGAAUCUACAGUCUUAAAUAAAUGGCCUACAAGUUUUUCAUCCAGAAAACACCUACUACGUAACCUGAAAGCCGUCCCCCAAUUAUUAAAAAGUUUUCCUCAUUACCGGGACACAUUUGGCUAUCAGCUGAUUGACACAGACUAUUCUCAACUUUUUUUGGAUUUGCCCAAUGGACUGCAAAAACUUAUGACGAUUGGUGAAAGCUUGAAAGUAUAUUUCAAAAAGCGUUCGUACGAUCCAUCAGCAGUCGAUCUGAUGAAAUAUCUUGAUGGUUCCAAUGAAGAUGCCAGGAUCUGCGCUCUACUGCUUUUGUUGAAUACUGUAUUACCACCUAUUUCCGCUGCUGUUCGCUAUAAACUGUAGCCCAGGAAGACACAAUAAUUUUUGUUGAGAACGAAAAAGAGGUUAUCACGAAAAUUGAAAACGUUAAUGCCGGGUACAAAGAGCGCGGACUACCAGUUGCACCUAAGUUAGUAUUUUUUGGCAGUGGGAUAAAUAAUCUCAGUGGUAAAUAUAUGGUGGUAUUCGGUGAUCUGCAUUACGAGCUUACUUCGGCUGCGAGAGCGACGGAUGUAUUAGUCAAACUGACCGCAGUCCUCAACCUACCGUACGCGAAGCUGUCCAAAUUGGUUUGGCAUUUCCUGAGCGGCGUUGUAUAUGAAAUUCCACAGCGAGAGUCUUACGCCAGCAUUAAUCAAUUACGUAAUUUUGUGGAUACAUCGUCAUAGUUUUUAAACAACCAUGUUCGGUUGCAUGCUGGAAAAUUGCAGCAGGUCAUUCAGCAUUGCCAAUGAAUAUCUUCAUCAUAUUAAAAUUCAACAUAUGGUACCAACAACAUUCAAAUACAUAUGUACAGUACAAAAAUGCGGUCAGAUUUUUUCCAGCUACUUUCCCUUCAAAAAACAUAUCGUAAAGCAUCAAUUAACUUCUUUUAAAAGCGAACAUGUUAUGGAUACUAUUACAAAUUUAGUCAUAACUGCCAAUGAUACAUCACCAGAUGAUGUGUCAAUCAAAAAGAGAAAAAAAGAGAACGAAUCACAAGAACCUGGUUGCUCAUGGAAUAGUUUGAAUCAAAUCGAUCGAUCUGCAUUGAACUUUACGCUGAAACAACAUGCAAAAAGCAAUUUCAAUAGGAAGGAUGUUUAUUCGGUGCAAAAUGAUGUAACAGAACUGCUAACGAAACUAUCAAAUCACAUCGUUAGUUUGAACGUGGCCUCAUCCGACAUAGAUAACACUUUCAUAUUCAACAGUACAAUGGAACAAAUAAAAGUGAUGUUUAAAAAUGUAAACUCAGAUUACAAGUUAUUUAAAUACAUUGAGUCUACUAUAGGUUUACAAACACCAUCUGUAAUAACUGUUGAAAACAAUGAACGAUCGGUUUUUCCAAUUCAACAACUAGAAAUAGAUAAAGAGCCUGCAAAAAACUUUCUUAUUAUCAUGCCAAUCUUAUAUCAAAUUAAAACCUUUUUUGAGAGUGAAAAUAUUUUUGAACAGACUAUUGAAAAUCAAACCCGCUUGGAAAAAUCAUCGGUAAUCGCAAACUUUAUCAAUGGUUCCAAAUGGCUGCAAGUGAAAGAGAAAUAUGGCAAUGAGAUUGUGAUCCCAGUUUGGCUGUAUGGGGACGAAUUCGAAGUCAACGACUCCCAGAGCUCACACAGCAAUCGACAUUCAGUGAGCGGAAUCUAUUUUAGUUUCCCAACCAUCCCAGAAACUUACGCUUCGAAGUUGAACAAUAUAUUUGUAGCAGGAAUGUUGAAAAAGAUUGACAUUAAAGACGUCGGUAUAAACAAACUGUUCGGAGCUAUAAUAGAAGUGUUUACACACAUAGAAGUUGAAGGUAUAAAACUAGAAAUUGAAGGAAAAGCAGUGCAAGUAAAAUUCGUAUUAAGCUUGUUACAAGGCGACAAUUUGGGAAUUCAUUCCAUACUUUCGUUCUCCAGCGGUUUGAAUGCAACUUUUCACUGUAGAUUCUGUAGGAGACCCAAAGAGCUUUUUAAAACAGAUGUAGUUGAACAUGCAGAUUGCGCCCGUCGUAGAGUGGAUUAUGAAGAAGAUGUAGAAAUAAAUAAGCUUUGUGAAACUGGUAUUGCAGGAUGUUCCAUUUUCAAUAAUUUACCUUCUUUUCAUGUGACAGAAAACAGAAGUGUAGAUGCAAUGCAUGACUUGUUCAGCACUGGAGUGUGUAAAUAUGGACUCGUUUAAGUGUUGAACAACUUUAUCUAUACUAAAAAAUAUUUCACUCUGAAAAUUUUAAAUACUCGUAAGAAGGACGUCGCGGAGUUAUCAAUUAAUAAUGAGCUCUCUCGAAUGCCCGAUAUAACCGAAUCAUUCAACAGUAAAGACAAACGUCGAUCAGUUUCGUUCAGAACAACAUCAAACGAGAUGCUCGUAUUUUCUCAAAAUUUUAGUUUAAUAAUCCAGUGUGGAAUUAUGCCAUUACGUUGAUACAGAUGGUUGAUCUAUGUUUGAGUUCAUCGUUCUCUCUUGAAAAUAUCGAUGAAUUGAGAUGUUUGAUUGCAUCUCACCACACCUUAUACAAAGACUUAUUCAAAAGAGAUCUCACCCCGAAACAUCACUUCCUAGUGCACUAUCCUAGCAUAAUUCUCUCAUCAGGACCAAUUUAUAAGAUGAUGUGUUUCCGUAAUGAGGCUAAACACAGAGGAUUCAAGCGGUAUGCACAUGUGAUGGCUUCUAGGAAAAACAUAUGUUAUACAUUGUGCGUCAAAUCAUAUCUACAAUUUUCAAACGAUGUUCUUAAUAACACCUUUUUCAAAACUAAUGAGUCCAACAACUUUUAUUUGUCAGAUUUGAGAUUAAGGAACUACUUUCAUAAGUUAAUUCAACCCUUAAUAAUUGCCACGCAGUUCCAUGUUUUACUUUCCAGUUUUUUUACUCAUAAGAAUACAAAUUAUAAGACUGGUCAGUUUGUAGCGAAGUUCUACUCUAAUAACAUUCUGUUGUAUGAAAUCAUAGAAGGAUUAUCAUUCGAAAAUAAAUAUUAUUUGGUUCUUCACAGGUGGAAAGCUGGAGACUUUCACGAACAUUAUCAAGCUUACGAAUGCUUAGUUAGGACCGAGAUAGUUGAGAUUAUGAAGCAGAUUUUUUUUCUAGCCCUCCAUUUUCAAUCAUAAUUAUUGAUCGGAUCAUAAAUGAUGAAAUCGCAGGUAAAAAAAUGUUGUUUAGAAAAAACAGAUUAUUUAACAGCACUGCAGAACAAUAAACGUACAAAAUAAGUUUGAUGCCUGUAAUACAGAAGCAAUAAAAACGUUUACA